Molecule: messenger RNA, 2018 nt
Organism: Zerene cesonia (dogface butterfly)
Lineage: Eukaryota; Metazoa; Arthropoda; Insecta; Lepidoptera; Pieridae
Gene: Fnta
Product: protein farnesyltransferase/geranylgeranyltransferase type-1 subunit alpha
Exons: 5
Coding region: 285-1295 (336 amino acids)
Biological process (GO): protein geranylgeranylation; protein farnesylation
Cellular component (GO): protein farnesyltransferase complex; cytoplasm; CAAX-protein geranylgeranyltransferase complex
Molecular function (GO): CAAX-protein geranylgeranyltransferase activity; protein farnesyltransferase activity
Source: RefSeq, a predicted model, not a curated record
CUGUCAAUACGUAAUUGUCAAAAGUUUACCAACCUAAUUUAUGAAUUAUUGUCCUUCUACAUUUCCGUCUCCAAAAUCUUAUUCGAAUUAAAAUAUACAAAAUUCCUUAGUUAUAUCUAAAUCCCUAUUACCCCAAAAAGUAUUUACAUUCGCGCGAUAGUAAAAGAAAUCGCCUCACGUAGCGAUAUACAUAAUACCGUGUCUAAGUUUAUUUGUUUUAAACUAUUUGCGUCCAGAUUAAUGAUUGUGUGCUAAUUCACGGUUUGCUAUUAGAGAUCUUAAGAAUGUCUGACGGUGAGGACAGUGAUGCUGGUUGGGUGUUCUACAGAGACCGGCCAGAUUGGAGUGAUGUCACCCCAGUGCCUGAAGAUGAUGGCCCUACUCCUGUCGUAGUCAUUGCACAUUCAGAGAAAUUUGAAGAUGUGUAUGAUUACUUCCGAGCUAUUCUACAAUCUGAUGAGAAGUCACAAAGGGCCCUGGAGCUAACUAAAGAUGCUGUAGAAUUGAAUCCAGCUAAUUACACAGUGUGGCAAUAUAGGAGAGAUUUAUUAAAAGCGCUGGGGACAGAUCUCAGAUCAGAAUUGGACUAUGUAGAAUUUGUGAUCAAACAUUCGCCUAAGAAUUACCAAGUAUGGCAUCACAGACGAGUAUUAGUGGAAUGGUUGCAAGACCCGUCAUUGGAAUUGGAUUUAACUGGCGAUGCGCUUGCGCAGGACCCAAAGAACUAUCACGCGUGGCAACACAGGCAAUGGGCUAUGAAGACUUUUGGGCUCUUCGAAAAAGAAAUGGCCUUCGUAGACAAGCUAAUAACCGAGGAUGUCCGGAACAAUUCGGCCUGGAACCAGCGUUACUUUGUCAUGAAUAACCACCAAGGCUGGUCGGACCUCAACGUACAACGUGAAAUAUGCUAUGCAUUGGAGAAAAUAAAAUUCGUCAAAAAUAACGAAAGUGCCUGGAAUUAUCUACGGGGUGUGUUAAUUCAUGAUAAACGAGGCUUGAACGGAAACGCAGUUGUGACGUCAUUCUGCGAAGAAUUGUACAAGAACAGAUGCAGGUCGCCAUAUUUAUUGGCAUUUAUCGUAGAUGCGAGUGAUGAAGCGAUAAAGAGACAAGAAACUAACUGUUUUCAUAACGCUGAAAGGGCGAUCGAGAUGUGUCACGCGUUAGCUAAUAAAUACGAUAAGAUACGGUCGAAAUAUUGGAAUUAUUUGAGCGAUAAAUUCCAUAAGUAUAAGGAACAGAACGCAAAUGCUAAUGAUGCGAAUGAUGCUAAUGAAAAUAAUGUGGAGCAUUAAAAACCUCAGUUUUGUAUUACUGUCUCUUUCUAUCGUAAAUGAAUUGUGUAUACUAGAGUGAGAUAGAUUGUUUGUUCGUUUGACUAAAUGAUUUGGUAUCCUUUUCACUCUAAUGGACAUGUUCGUGUGAUGAAAAGAGAUAACAGUAUUCAAUACACGAAUUUCUUUGUGGCUUACCAUUUAAAUGUUGAUGGAGAAAAUUAUAAAGAUGUUUUGGUGUGUGUUAUAUAUUCUAUAGUCAUACUUAAUAGCAUUUUUUAUUAAAUUAUAAAAUAAAAGAAUAUUUCAAGUAUUUAUGAAUGAGAUAAAGACCGUAGGAGAUUUUUUUUUUUAUUUUUCAUCUUCUCUUGUAAAAUCAAAACAUUUGAAAUUGAUUUACUAAAAUAUUUAAUAUUGCAAUACAUUAUUUAAGAGACAAAUUUCAAAGACUCCAGCAGCACUGCUUUUAAAUGUUAAAAGUCAUGAUGCGUUCAAGCAUUUAAUAUAUUCAAUAAAUUCUAGCUAUUUUCAUGAUAAUAACAGUACUUAUUAUAUUCAAAAUAUUCAUAUUGCAAAUAUUCCAAAAUGUUUUUGUAGUUUUCUCUGUUUAUAAUAAAACCGUAUCGGAUUGUUGUCCAAUUGCGUACAAGUAUAUUCCUUGUUUUUGCACCUUGCAUCAAACAUUAUUAUAUAUUUACAUGUAAAAACACCUACACUGACCGUGAAAAUAAAUCUUUUUAAUUA